GGUGGCGCGCCCGGCGUAGUGUCGCGCGCGCAGGGCAGCACACGUGUCUCCCGGUGUGGCUCCUGAGUUCCACCCUACCCUCCAGGGUCGAGAGACUGGGGGUGGCCCCGGACCCCUUUUGGUGUGCGCUCACCCUGGCCUGCGUGAGCGUGACCCACGCAGUUCCCUCCGCUCCCGGAGCCAACUUGGCCAAGCAACUGUCCCGGGAGCGGCGCGCGGGGGGUACCGGGCACUGCGCAUGCGGAGCUCCAAAUUCAAACAGCUGUGCCCAGGUCUGCAGUACCGGUGGACCCAGAGCCGCUGGAUCUAGGGGACGCUUUCUCCGGGAGGUGGCCACUGAAGAGCCAUGGUGGACCGGGGUCCCUUACUCACCUCGGCCAUCAUUUUCUACCUGGCCAUCGGGGCGGCGAUCUUCGAAGUGCUGGAGGAGCCGCACUGGAAGGAGGCCAAGAAAAACUACUAUACACAGAAACUGCAUCUGCUCAAGGAGUUCCCGUGCCUGAGCCAGGAGGGCCUGGACAAGAUCCUACAGGUGGUGUCUGAUGCUGCAGAUCAGGGUGUGGCCAUUACAGGGAACCAAACUUUUAACAACUGGAACUGGCCUAAUGCGAUGAUUUUCGCAGCCACGGUCAUCACUACCAUCGGUUAUGGCAACGUGGCCCCCAAGACCCCAGCUGGGCGCCUCUUCUGUGUCUUCUAUGGUCUGUUCGGGGUACCGCUGUGCCUGACGUGGAUCAGCGCCCUGGGCAAGUUCUUCGGGGGACGUGCCAAGAGGCUGGGCCAGUUUCUUACCAGGAGAGGAGUGAGCCUGCGGAAGGCUCAGAUCACAUGCACGGCCAUCUUCAUCGUGUGGGGUGUCCUGGUCCACCUGGUGAUCCCUCCCUUUGUGUUCAUGGUGACGGAAGAAUGGAACUACAUCGAGGGCCUCUACUAUUCCUUCAUCACCAUCUCCACCAUUGGCUUUGGGGACUUUGUGGCCGGUGUGAACCCCAGUGCCAACUACCACGCCCUGUACCGCUACUUUGUGGAGCUCUGGAUCUACCUGGGGCUGGCCUGGCUGUCCCUCUUUGUCAACUGGAAGGUGAGCAUGUUUGUAGAAGUGCACAAAGCCAUUAAGAAGAGGCGGCGGCGGCGAAAGGAAUCCUUCGAGAGCUCCCCACACUCCCGGAAGGCUCUGCAGAUGACUGGCGGUGCAGCCUCCAAAGAUGUCAACAUCUUCAGCUUCCUGUCCAAAAAGGAGGAGACCUACAAUGACCUCAUCAAACAGAUUGGGAAGAAGGCAAUGAAGACAAGUGGGGGUGGGGAGAGGGUCCCAGGACCUGGGCAUGGGCUGGGUGCUCAAGGGGAUGGACUGUCUAACAUCCCCGCAUCCCUGGUGCCUUUGGUGGUCUAUUCCAAGACUCGAGUGCCCAGCCUGGAAGAGGUAUCUCAGACUCUAAGGAGCAAGGGGCAUGUGUCCAGGCCGCUUGGUGCCGAAGCUGAGGCACAGGCCCCCAAAGAUGGCUACCCAACCUCCGAAGUGUUUGUUAACCAGCUGGACCGUAUCAGUGAGGAGGGCGAGCCGUGGGAAGCCCUGGACUACCAUCCGCUCAUCUUGCAAAAUGCCAACAUCCCCUUUGAAAAUGAGGAAACCGGCCUCUCGGAUGAGGAGACCUCCAAGUCUUCCGUGGAGGACAACUUAGCCUCCAAGGAGCAGCCUCAACAGAGGCCUGUGGCUGAGGCGCCCUUGAGCGCGGGUGAAUUCCCGUCCUCAGAUGAGUCCACCUUCACCAGCACCGAGUCAGAGCUCUCGGUGCCGUAUGAGCAGCUGAUGAAUGAGUACAACAAGACCAACAGCCCCCGAGGCACGUGAGGAGGGCCUGGCUCCCCGCCUGCUCUCCAGAGGCUUCUGCCCCUCACCGGGGUUAUCCUGUGAUGGCCAGACCCCUGGAAGUGAGAUGGGGAGCCAGGGACCUGCUUUUCCUUCUGUCCUCUCCAGCCGGUUGCUUCCAUGGGAUGUGAAGUCUACCCAGGACAGGCCUCCGUGCUAAGGCCCCCAUGGGGAGGCUGCUGUCCUGGGCCUGCCUGGCAGGUAUGUCUGCUGACUCGAGGCAUGUAGGCCCCAGCACCCACUCACCCUGGAGGGCCUGUGUCUGCUGCUUAAGUCUUCCCCCAUUGUUCGGUUGAUUGUCACACGGUUUUCUGAGGCCAGGAGCUUCGGCCAAGUUCACCAGUAUUAAUGGGCACCUCCUGUGUGCCCGGAACUGAGCUAGGCAUUUGGAAAAGGAGCUUGUGAGACCCAGGGUUGUCGUGUAGGAGUUCUCAAGUGUUCUGGGGAGGCACAAGUAUGAUGGGGUUCGGGGCACCUCAGGACCCAUCUGCCCAUCCAUUCAUCACUCUGCCCAGCAAGCCCUUUACUGCAAACCUCAGGGCAGGGGCUGGAGAAGCUGGGGGUGGGGGGGUAGUCCUUUGUGUAUCCCAAGGCUUUCUGUUCCCUGGAAGUUCAGGGGAAAGAUGGGUAGCUAUGGGAACCAGGACUCUGGCAUGGUCAGGGUGCUCAACAUGAGGUACAGGCCUCUUAGCCCCUGCCUGAUGGAAGUCCCAGCCCCAACCUGGGCAUCCACACUCGCAACCCACCAUCUCAUUCCCUGGGGAUCCCUCACUGCCCCUCCCCCUCCCGCCUCUCUUAGCAGGGCCUAUGGGGUGAGGCCAAGCUGUUCUUGGCUUAUAGAACUGUGAAUUGAGCUCCCCCCCCCCGCCAGCCGCUGUUUGGUGGUGAUGUGUACAGGUGCCAGUGGGCAUGCGUGUGUGCAUUUGGGCUGGGGAGAAAAGAAAAUGUGAAUCUUACUGGACCAGAUGUUCCUGGUGAGGUCUGGGAACGAGCUGCUGCAAUUAAGUCCUUGAUGCUCAACCUCCAGCCAGCCCGCUCUGGCCUAAAUGGUUUUUAUUAUUAAUAUUUUUUAAUGGAUCAUUCUUUUUAUACCCAGAAUCUGUCGUUGGCUUCAGAGCCGACAAAGAACAGGGUUUCUACAAGUGGAAUGGAUGUCUGUAGAGGGCGCUCUGCUGUCCUCCCAACUCAGCUUGUCCUUUGUGGUAGUGUCAGCCGAGGCCUCACGCAGAGCUGGGGGGAGCCGGGCGGGGACGCCGCUGCAGAGAUCACUGGGUGUGCUGGGUAGGAGACGGGAGUUCCCAGUUCAGCUGAUAACCUUCCCCAGCUCCUUCCCUUGCUGUGUACAUUCUGCCAAGGGGCAUAUAGGGCCAGAGCCCCCCCCCCCCAACACACACACACACACAUUGAGACAGUGAGAGGUGUGUGUCCAUACCUCACCAUCCUCUAAGCGGUUGUAGAGGCCACGCGGGCCUCAGGGUGGAGGAACAGCCUGUCUCCUGUGAGAAGUGUCCCGAGCUGAAUGUCCUGGAGCUACGCUGACCACACUGUGUGCAUGUACUGCUGGUGAAAGCAGAUGUAACUUAUUUUAACAUUUUUACAAUAAAACACAAGAACCAGCCCA
Mesocricetus auratus (golden hamster) is the source of this 3491-nucleotide messenger RNA. It is a transcript of the gene Kcnk5, whose product is annotated as potassium two pore domain channel subfamily K member 5. Bases 347 to 1852 code for a protein of 501 amino acids. Gene Ontology annotation, biological process: stabilization of membrane potential; potassium ion transmembrane transport. The transcript has 5 exons. Lineage: Eukaryota; Metazoa; Chordata; Mammalia; Rodentia; Cricetidae. The record is from RefSeq and is a predicted model, not a curated record. Gene Ontology annotation, cellular component: membrane. Gene Ontology annotation, molecular function: potassium ion leak channel activity.